AAUGGUAAGAAAGAGAUUAUACAAGUUUUAUUGCAAAUUCUUGCCCGUGGGCUAAUUGCAGGUAACAUACAAGAUUCAACCAUUACGUGCAACUUGAAAAUGUGUGUAAGAAAAGUGUGUAACACAUUGACUAGACAAUAUACCAGAUUAACGUGCACUCAGAUUUUGGCUCUUUAUGUGGAUUCUUAACCUUUUCUAGAGUUAAAAUUGUUAAAGUGUUGCCAUCGAAUAGGGUCAAUUCAGCCCCCAAAAUGCAAAUCACAAAUGGGGCAGGGGUUAAUGCCUUUGCCCCAUGUUAAGAAAUGUGCCCUUGAACAGGUCUUACCCCAGACUGUGUCAACACCUCAAGGACAGCUUUAAUGAAAUUACACGGUGAGUGCACCUGGUUACACAUGACCGGUAGUCAGCCGAGACGACCGACUUACUGUCAAUCAAUGUGACGUCAUAUGGAACAACCAAUAGGAGGCGACAAGAGAGUGCAUAAGGAGGUACAUGACAACUUUUUGGACUUAGUCAUCAUUGUUAACCUUUCCUCGAUAGAGUAUAGAUUGUGAGUUGAGAAAGAUGGCUGUAAAUAUCCCAGGAAUUAUCGCGAUUGUUAUUUUCUACCUGGCCAUUCUGGCUAUCGGGGUGUGGGCUGCACGUCGCGGGGCAUCGAAGGAGGCAGAGGGCACCCCUCGGAGCGAACGUGUCAUGCUGGCCGGACGGGACAUCGGGGUGUUCGUCGGGAUUAUGACCAUGACUGCGACGUGGGUGGGUGGAGGCUACAUUAAUGGAACAGCGGAAGUGAUCUUUGACCCCCUGCAAGGGUUCAUCUGGUGUCAAGCACCGUUUGGCUAUUCCAUUGGUCUCGUUCUGGGGGGACUUUUCUUCGCCAAGAAGAUGCGAGCCGAGGGGUACGUGACGAUGUUGGACCCGUUCCAGCAGCGGUACGGAGAGAGGAUGGGCGGGCUGCUCUUCAUCCCCGCCCUGCUGGCUGACGUCUGCUGGUGCGGAGCUAUCCUAGCAGCUCUCGGUGCAACCCUGAGCGUAGUGUUGGGGCUAAACUUCACCCUGUCAGUCAUCAUCUCAGCCGCCAUCGCAGUUUUCUACACCCUACUGGGAGGGCUGUACUCCGUCGUCUACACGGACGUCCUACAACUGUUCUGCAUAUUUGUCGGGCUGUGGAUCUCCAUCCCGUUCGCCCUGACGAACCCCCUGGUGUCGGAAAUCGGGACCACCACCCUGACACGGCUCCUGUACACACCUGUAAACGCCUCCGUCUACAACAGAACAUUCAACGAGACAGAGACGGCGGGCUGGUACGGGACGUGGGACAUGAAGUACACGGGGGUGUGGAUAGACUUUGCCAUGCUCUUGAUGUGCGGCGGGAUUCCAUGGCAGUGUUACUUCCAACGUGUCCUCUCCUCCAAGUCUCCUGCGCGUGCGCAGUGGUUGUCCAUCGCGGCCGGCCUGGGUUGCGUCAUCAUGUCCAUCCCGUCUAUACUGAUCGGAGCCAUCGGCGCCUCAACAGACUGGCCCAAAACAGCAUACGGCAAGGACCCGGCUGUUGAAGGACAAGCUAGCCUGAUCCUGCCCCUAGUCCUGCAGUACCUGACUCCGACGUGGGUGUCGUUCUUCGGACUCGGCGCCGUGUCAGCAGCGGUCAUGUCCUCGGCUGACUCCUCGGUCCUGGCGUCCAGCUCACUCUUCGCACGGAACGUCUACAAACUCAUCUUCAGACAGAAGGCAGUUGUUUGGCGAUUUUUCAAAAAAAUUUAAUAUCAUUAUUGGACUAUAGUCUGUUACAAUAUCCAACGCAAAAAUUGGACUCACCCAAAUAUUCGACUUAGCAGUGACUAGUCAAAGAAUCAACAAUCCACUGCUGUCGUGACGUCACGUUAUGCAGAUAGAACACGUGACUCAGUAAGCAGUGGAUCAUAAGUUGAAGGAAUUCUAUGGCGCCCACCGUCUCUGUUCAGAAAUGGUUGUAAAUCUUUUUGUUUUGGACAUUACAGUUUGACUAGUCCAAUAAUGACUUCUACCAUUGAACAAAGAUAAACUUUCAAUUUACAAUUUCAUAUCCUUUACUAUGAAAAUAGCCCAUCAAAAGAAUGUUUUGUCUGCCAGAUAACCGCUACUUCUGGAAACAGAGGGAUGCACCUGCACUCGAAUCGCAAUAUUUAUAUUUCACUCCAUACCACCGUAGGAGGGAAAUAUAUUGUUUUUCCAUUAUAUUCUAGGCGACGGAGACAGAGCUCGUGUGGGUGAUACGUUUGUCACUCUUUGUCGUGGGAACCAUGGCAACGGCUCUGGCGCUGACUGUCAAAUCCAUCUAUGGGCUGUUUUUACUGUGCGGGGACUUGGUGUUUGUGAUCCUGUUUCCCCAGCUGGUGUGCGUGGUGCACCUCAAGUUCACCAACACCUACGGCUCUCUGUGCGGUUACAUCGUGGGGAUGGUCCUCAGGAUAUGCGGAGG
Molecule: messenger RNA, 2458 nt
Organism: Branchiostoma floridae (Florida lancelet)
Lineage: Eukaryota; Metazoa; Chordata; Leptocardii; Amphioxiformes; Branchiostomatidae
Product: high-affinity choline transporter 1-like
Exons: 8
Coding region: 565-1761 (398 amino acids)
Biological process (GO): acetylcholine biosynthetic process; transmembrane transport; choline transport
Cellular component (GO): plasma membrane
Molecular function (GO): choline:sodium symporter activity
Source: RefSeq, a predicted model, not a curated record